AUGGCCAACUAUCAACUUUAUCGUAAUACAACAUUAGGUGCUACAUUACAAGAAACUCUAGAAGAAAUGAUUUCGCAAGGCGCAUUGACUGAUCAUGCAGCUGGUAAAGUUUUAAGUGAAUUCGAUCGAUCAAUUAAUUUAGCACUCGACAAAAGAAUUAAUAAAAAAGUUCAAUUUACGGGAAAACUAAGUACCUAUCGCUUUUGUGACAAUGUUUGGACACUUGUAUUGAAAGAUUUUCAAGUGAAAGACAAUAAUCCAGGUCAACACAAUACAGCAGUUCCUUCAACGCAAGUACCUCGCGCCGAUAAAGUUAAAAUUGUAGCAUGCGAUGGCAAAAGUACGGCACAAUCUUAA
Rotaria socialis is the source of this 357-nucleotide messenger RNA. The record is from the annotation of a GenBank genome assembly. NCBI's taxonomy places the organism in Eukaryota, Metazoa, Rotifera, Eurotatoria, Philodinida, Philodinidae.